Molecule: messenger RNA, 858 nt
Organism: Anisakis simplex (herring worm)
Lineage: Eukaryota; Metazoa; Nematoda; Chromadorea; Rhabditida; Anisakidae
Source: the annotation of a GenBank genome assembly
AUGCAUAAGAAAUAUCUGAUAGCAACAUGUACGGGCACUCUCAUCUCGAGAUCAGUCAUCAUAACGGCAGGCCAUUGUGCUGGAGAAGACAAAGAGCUGAUUUUCAAAGAGGUGAAAUUCUUGCGACAAACAUCCAGUGGACCAACUCCGUACUUGACAUUGCCGGCUACUUCGAAACUUUUCACAAAAGUCGAUCCUGAUGAAUAUUUCCUUGAACAUCGAGUACUGAAGGACGACGAGAAUGCUUAUGCGGACAUCGCACUGUUUGCGCUAAACUAUUCGCUGCCAGUCUGUAAUGAUGAUGCCAAUGAUUAUGCAGUACUUAGAUUACCAAUUGCAAAUAUUAACGAUUCAAAAUGGAUUCCUGAAAAUGGAUCAAUUUCGGAUUGCCGAAUGUUGGGAUUCGGCGCCUAUGAAAACGGACUUCAGGGUGAGACUCUUCGAGUACUGCAGCUCUCGCUGAGAGAUCAUCAAACGGUUUUGUACACACAGGCGUUACCGGGACAAGAAUACGGAAGAGCUUAUGAUAAACAACAAGCGAUUAGGUUAGAAUCUCUCCAGUACUGGCAUCUUCUAAAAUUUUCAAAAGCCAUUUUAACACACAACAUUCAGGCCGAUUCUGGUGGACCGGUAAUGUGUGAACUUGACAAUAAUGGACCUCGUUUGAUUGGCAUUACCUCAUUCUCGUUCAAAGAAUUAUACGAGGAUCGACGUCGAUGCUUUGCAGAAAGACGCCCGAUGAUGUACGACGUAUAUGUGAACGUUCGCAGAGUGCUACCAGUGAUUCGGAGCGGCCUGGAGGCGAUCGGCAAAUUGGACGAAUUUAUUGAAGAUUUCAAUAAGUGCUCCCGUCAAUGA